Molecule: messenger RNA, 1158 nt
Organism: Darwinula stevensoni
Lineage: Eukaryota; Metazoa; Arthropoda; Ostracoda; Podocopida; Darwinulidae
Source: the annotation of a GenBank genome assembly
AUGGAGAGCAUCAUGUAUGUAUCACAGGCUCUGGCCUUCCUCGGAAUCACUGAACAGAAUUUUCAGCCCUUCGUGAAGGACUGUAUGGAAAACCGAUCUGCCCGAGGAAACAAUCGGCUGUCAUCAUUUGUAAGGGUGGAAGGCUAUUACUGCACCUUCAAUCUCUGCAGGGGUGACCAGUAUUGCUGUGGCAACAACAUCUGCUGUGACAAUGUUUUCAAUCUCCUUGACACAGGGGUGGCUGUGCUUGUGUUCCUGUUCAUCAUCUUGUGUGCAGUCCUGAUCCGCAUCUUCCUUUUCCAAGGAUUCCGCAUGUUUACCGAUCACAUGUCUCAGCGUUUUGUGCCCCUGAGGUCUUCCUUCAAUGAAGAAGAUACUCAUGCCCUCAUGGAUGACAUGGAGGAUCCACCUUCAGUCCUGGGAUACCAACCAAUGAAGGAUGAUCCCAAGGGCCCACCUCCUCCAUAUUCAGAGAGCCUGGGACAUAAGAGUGAUCAUUCUGUGUGAUGAACUGGAUCCCCCUAAUGGUUUUUCACCUGUGAUGACUUUGUGUGUGAUUGAAUUGAUGUUUCUCCCUCAGACAUUGUCCUUCCCUGGUCUCAUCUAUUUCCUUUGCUUCAUUUGUUUCUCCAGUGGAUGACACUUAGGCCUAAGAUAGACCAGAAUUGCUUGGUAUCUUGCUGUUGCUCAUUCAGUUUGGUGAUCGUUUUGUCGCUCAUACCUUGGCCAGUUCUACUUUCUAUAUAUGAAUGGCAUCCUGUGAUCCUUAUGAAUAUCACAUGAAAGAAGGAAGAGAAUAUAUAAAAGAAAAAGGUUAUUUAUUUGGAGGAGGAAAGACAAAAGGCUUGACAUUUUAAGAAAGUGUAACCUUCUUGAAUUAAUCUAGUCUCUCAUUGGAUGACUCAAUUUAAUUUCUUCCUUCCAUUUUUGUAUAAAAUUAUUCUCAUUCUGCUAGUAGCAGUUGACUUAGAAAAAAGGAAGUGAGUCCAAUUUGGCUGCUUUGGACUAGAUACUAUCACAUGAAAUGAUCUUGAAGUCUUAUUCAGCUCUCCUUUUUCAUAUUUGUCCAUGAAUUGAGACAGAAAGGGGAUUAGUUUUGUAUCAUCCCACCCCAGAUAUAAUCCUGAUUGUUGGUUGAAUGAACUCAUCCUUUUUGUA